AUGUGGCUGCUGCAAGCUUAUUACCCAGAGCUCGGUAUAGGGACUAUUAUGGGCGUGGCGAUGGCUAGCGGCCUCUCUACCUCAAUGCUACUCGAGACAGCUCUACUUCGGCUGGGUCGGGAUGGCCUUUCAUGGUCUGCUGCAGCCAAGACUGCAGCGGGAAUGAGCUUCAUAUCCAUGCUCACCAUGGAGGCGGCACAGAAUGCGGUCGAUUACCACCUCACUGGUGGCACAGUUGCCUUCGAUUCUCCUGCAUUCUGGGCUGCCGCCGUUAUCUCUAUGUCUGCCGGCUUCCUUGCGCCUCUUCCCUAUAAUUAUCUACGACUCAAGAAAUACGAUGACCGUGACGUCUUGGAAUCAGUACAUGCUGGAGUUGCGCAACAAGACUCAGCUUACAUCUUGAUGUGGAGGGCAUGGAAACUAGGAACAUACUUGCACACCAGGAGACUUGGAGAGGUCGAGAACCACUUGAGGCCAAACUCUGAAGCCGAUGGUGGCCGAUGA
Messenger RNA from Neoarthrinium moseri, 504 nucleotides. RefSeq lists its product as uncharacterized. The transcript has 3 exons. Lineage: Eukaryota; Fungi; Ascomycota; Sordariomycetes; Amphisphaeriales; Apiosporaceae. The record is from RefSeq and is a predicted model, not a curated record. Bases 1 to 504 code for a protein of 167 amino acids.